AUGGUAUGCCAUCUUCUCUUGAGGCAGCUGAUAGAUGAUGCAGAUGGUGACGAAGUCUUCGGAAGACAGUUCGCACCGAAGAAGAGUACCUACAAAAGAAAUGCAAAUAUUAGUCACGUUUUUGGGAAAGCAUGCCACCUACCAGUGGAGCUUGAGCACAGAGCGUACUGGGCAUUGAAGCAGUUAGACAUAGACCUUGAAAAGACUGGAGAAACAAGAGUAUUACAGCUACAUGAGUUGGAGGAAUUCAGAAGAGAGUCAUAUGAGAAUGCAUCCAUCUACAAGGAAAGGACAAAGCAGUGGCACGACAAGAACAUCAAGCAACGAAUUUUCCGAGUGGCGGAUCAAGUGCUAUUAUACAAUUACCGGCUUAAGCUUUGUCCAGGAAAAUUGAAGUCUAGAUGGUCCGGUCCUUUUAGGGUUUCUUAG
Molecule: messenger RNA, 429 nt
Organism: Olea europaea var. sylvestris
Lineage: Eukaryota; Viridiplantae; Streptophyta; Magnoliopsida; Lamiales; Oleaceae
Exons: 2
Coding region: 1-429 (142 amino acids)
Source: RefSeq, a predicted model, not a curated record